AAAAAAAGCAAAAUGGCGGACCAUACACGUGCAAAAUUGUUUUUGUAAAUAUUCUCUAAUACGUUGUCUGAAACAGCAUUUUGUUCGAGUUUCAAAGAUGGGAAAGAUAAAGAAAUCUAUAAUCUCCGCGCAGAGAGCGUCAAAGAAAGCGCAACGUCAAGAAAGCGUCGCGAAUAAUCCAUUUGAAGUUCGGGUGAACAAGAAGAAGUAUGAGAUUCUUGGUCGAAAAAUGAAACAUGAACGAGGCUUGCCUGGCGUUUCUCGGUCAAAAGCUUUGAAGAAGAGAGAAAACACUUUACUUGUCGAAUACAAACAGAAAAAUAAGGCAAAUGUAUUUGUGGACAAGAGAUUUGGUGAGAAUGAUAGUGAAAUGACCCUAGAGGACAAACUCUUGAAGAGAUUUGCAAUAGAAAAACAGAAACACCAUGAGAAGACUGGUAUUUACAACCUUGAAGAGGAAGAACUCACUCAUCUUGGGCAGUCUCUAGGAGACAUUGACAAAUUUGAUGAUGUUAGACUUAGUGAUGUUGAAGAGGAUGAAAACGACGACAUGGCGGAGUCUCAUUUUGGAGGCUUUUUAAAGAAGAAAAAGAAAUCAGACAGCGAUGAACAUGAAGAUGCAAAGCCAAAAACAAGAAAAGAAAUCAUGGAGGAAGUUGUUGCAAAAGCAAAAAUUAAAAAACAUGAAAGACAAAAAGCCAAGGAAGAGAGUACAACCAUGACAGAUUUACUGGAUCAAGACUGGAAUGAUAUCAGAAACUCRAUGUCAUUUAGAGAUCCUAAAACCAAGCAAGAUGAUAGCAAAGUAGAUGACUAUGACAUAACCGUGAAAGAACUAGCAUAUGAAGUCAAAGGAAAAGCUACCAACAGACUGAAAACAGAAGCCGAACUUGCUAAAGAAGAACAAGAGAAACUAAGGAAACUAGAGGAAGAAAGAAUGCGAAGAAUGAAGGGAAUUGUCGUCAGUAGUAAACCAGUACAUGUGUCAGCAGAUGACUUGGGAGACAGCUUUACUCUCCCCGAAGACACAAGGACAAUGCUUAGUUAUGAUGAUGGCAAAGUCAACCUUGCUGAUGGAGAGGAGACACUUGAUUAUGAGUGGUUAAACAAUAAUAAUAAAGUACAAGAGGCAGACUCAGAGGGUAGUGGACAAGAGAGCGAUGAAGAGGAUGAUGAUAGUGAUGAAGAGGAUGGUCACAGCAGUGGUGAAGAUAGUGUUGAUGAUGAUGAUGAUGAUAGUGGUGAUGAUCUUGAUUCUAAUGAUGGAAGUGAAUACGAAAUACAAGAAACAAUCAUGAAAAGCUUGAAAGAAAAGAAGCCUUCAAAAGAUACAGGCAAACAGAAGAUGAAAUUGACAGACAAGACAAAAGCAUCCAAUGAGCUUCCAUUUACUUUCCUUGCUCCUCAGUCAUAUGAAGACUUCAACAAACUGAUUGMAAACUGGCCUGAGAAAGACCAUAUCACUAUUAUUGAAAGAAUCAAGGCUUGUAAUCAUCCGAAAAUAAACCCCGAGAACAAGUCAAAGAUGGAGACAUUUUUAGCAAUUCUUCUUCAGUACGUGGGGGAAUUAACAGAACAAGAACUUCCAUCUCUCAAAACAGUGGACAAACUGACAAGGUUAUUGUUUGACAUGUCUCAGUUCUCUCCUAUACAUACAUGUCAAUGUAUGCAGAGUAUUAUCAAGAAAGAGCAUGGUGAAUAUGCAGAAAGGCAGCAACAAAGAGGUGGUGGGUCCAAAUUUCCAGGACUAAAAACAAUAGUAUAUCUUAGACUGGCAUCUGUGUUUUUCCCAACAUCUGACUUGAAACAUUGUGUGUGUACUUCRGCUAUGGUUUUUAUGUCACAAAUWUUAGCACAGACACAAGUACAUACAGUAUCAGAUGUUUUAAAGGGUCUUUUCAUUUGCAAUCUUUACCUUGAGUAUGUGUCUUUCUCUAAACGAUUUGUUCCUGAAGUUAUCAAUUUUCUUUGUGGAGUACUUUAUCUUGCAUCAGAAAACACUGCUCUUGCACUCCAUGUUAUUACUCCAUUUAAAAGAAMUGGAAAAUCUUCAGAAUUACUCAGAAUUUCAGAAGAAGCAAGGGAUGUUAUUCCAAAGAAGACAAGUCUUACCAAACUCUUUUCAGAUUCUGAGGAGAAGGAUUUAUUGCAAGCAAAGGUUAAUGCUGUAUACAUGGCUAUACAGUUGGUUGAUAAAUAUGGAAAAGUAUAUCAGAAAUUACCAGCUUUGAAAGAAAUAGUUUUACCAAUCAAGGCUCAUUUACAAAGGCUACCAGUACAUUUCUAUGCUGAUAAAAUUAAGGACUCAGUCUCSUCACUUAUUGAGCAAAUAAAUGCUGUUGAAAAUCAACCACGAAAACACUUGUCUUUACACACAAGAAAGCCUGAAGCUUUGAAGACAUUCAUGCCAAAAUUCCAGGAACACUAUGAAAUUAAAUCCAAGCGAACAAAACAAGGAAACAAAAAGACAAAUGAAAAAGAAAAAUUGAAAUAUAAGUUAAAACGAGAAUUUAAGGGUGCUGUAAGAGAAAUCCGUAAAGACAGUCAAUUCUUGUCCAGACAAAAACUUCAAGAACAGCUGACAAGGGAUGCAGAGCGCAUGCGAAAAGUCAAGGAAAUUGAGCAUCUAUUGAGCAAUGAGCAAGCAGAAGUAAACAUGCUGAACCGCAAGAAAAGAAAGAAACGAUAGUUCCAUAAGAUAAGAGUCUUAAUAUGUACAAUUAUAUUUCUUGAAAAUAAACAAUUUAUAAAUGCAA
Molecule: messenger RNA, 2756 nt
Organism: Exaiptasia diaphana
Lineage: Eukaryota; Metazoa; Cnidaria; Anthozoa; Actiniaria; Aiptasiidae
Product: nucleolar protein 14
Exons: 23
Coding region: 98-2689 (863 amino acids)
Biological process (GO): maturation of SSU-rRNA
Cellular component (GO): small-subunit processome; Noc4p-Nop14p complex; nucleolus
Source: RefSeq, a predicted model, not a curated record